Vanessa tameamea is the source of this 903-nucleotide messenger RNA. RefSeq names its product protein obstructor-E-like. Gene Ontology annotation, cellular component: extracellular region. The transcript is spliced from 7 exons. Gene Ontology annotation, molecular function: chitin binding. Bases 123 to 839 code for a protein of 238 amino acids. The record is from RefSeq and is a predicted model, not a curated record. NCBI's taxonomy places the organism in Eukaryota, Metazoa, Arthropoda, Insecta, Lepidoptera, Nymphalidae.
GGUUACAAUGCGCGCCACGACAGGCAAUACAGAGCAACCUUCCACGGGAACCGCACGUGUACCCGGGCAUUUAUAAUAGAUAUAUAUUUUGUUAAGCUUUUAGAAUCAGUUAUUCCUCCAAGAUGAGAAGUUUACUCGUCAUCUUCGCCGUGUGCGCUUUAGUUUCAGCCCAAGAUUUCGAAUGCCCGGAUAAAAGUGGCUUCUAUCCAGAUCCCUACCAAUGUGACCUUUACUACAGAUGCAGCAGAGGAAAAUCAGAAACAAAGCUCUGCCCGGACGGUUUAGUUUUUGCCGAUGAAAACCCUCACAAGGAACUCUGCGACAUUCCUUCUAACGUCGACUGUGGAGACAGGAAAGAACUGCAGGAACCUAAGCCCACGAAAGGUUGCCCCAGGCAAAACGGAUACUUCAAACACCCCGAUCCUCAGGCAUGUGACAAAUUCUACUACUGUUCGGACGGUGUUCCCAACGAGCUGCCUUGCCCUCCUGGCCUCUACUUCGACGAGGAAACCUCAAACUGCGACUGGAAAGAAUCUGUGCAAAGGCAAUGCGACCAGAUUACAAAGGACGUUUUAGAUGAUGGUUUCUCUUGCCCCGAUGGUGAAGUGAUGGGGCCCAAUGGACGUGCUCUGCCUCACCCCACUUUCCCCCAUCCCGAAGACUGCCAGAAGUUCUACAUUUGCCGUAACGGAGUCCAACCCCAAAAAGGCAGCUGUCCCUCAGGAAAAGUUUACAACGAAGACACAUUUAUGUGUGAUGACGCGGAAAAGGUUCCCGGAUGUGAAAAUUACUAUGAAGGCCAACCAAUUGAGAAAAACAAGACACCGAAGAAGGCGUAACUAUUAGAUAAUAAGUUUAAUUAAUUAAUAAUGUUAAAGUUUAAAUAAAUAGUUAUACGGAUAA